This is a messenger RNA of Moneuplotes crassus, 789 nucleotides long. The record is from the annotation of a GenBank genome assembly. NCBI's taxonomy places the organism in Eukaryota, Ciliophora, Spirotrichea, Euplotida, Euplotidae.
CAUUGAAAUGCAAUUAAUAUAUUUCAUGAAUAACAAAAUGACGGUGAAAUGUCCUGGCUGGGACUACGUUCGUAAACUUGGUGAUGGUGGAUACUCAGAAGGAAUUUAUGAAAUUAUCAGUCAGGACCAAAAUCUAUCUGGAGCAAUGAAAGUGGUAAGCCUUUAUAAAAUUCCAUCGGCAAAACUAAGCGAAUUGCAACAAUUUAGAGUGAGAAAAUGAAAAAUUGAAAGUAGAACUCGAAAUACUCACCAAACUUAAUAAUUGUUUCUCUCAUGAAAAAGCUAUUAUAGAAUCCUAAAAAUUUAGGAUUUCCACGGAUUAUAAAAUAUUGUUUUUGUCAGACACACAAGACUACCUUAUACUUAGCCUCCAUGGGGCACGAUGGAGGAUUUAAAAGUGCUAAAAUUUGACUACACCUAAGAAUUCUAGGAAAGCUUCACUUCUGUGUACUCGGAUAAAGACUAUUUUGAUAUAAACCUCGCUAUUGAGCAGUAGAUCAUAAAAUUUCUGCUGAAGCUUCACACUCUGGGUAUGUCCAAGAUGAUAUUAAGCCAGGAAAUAUCCCAAAUGACUCUAACAAGAAUAAGUUCUGAUUCGUUCUAAUUAAUUUCGGAAUUUCAUUAGCGUAUCUAGAUAUCAAAAGUAUGCCCUUAUUUCGUCAUAAUUAGAUUAAUUUGCUUGUCUAUUCAAAUAAGGCACUCCAGUCCAUCCAAGAAAUCACCUUGCACAUGAAAGGUUCUCUUUUGAGGGCUGUCAUUAAAACUAUCAAUAUUUGCCAUCUACUUGUU